AGAAGAACCUUGAUUUCGCUAAAAAAAAGUGCUGUUGAUUUUACUAAAGAGACGGCAGAAGUGAAAGAAAACGUAGCGAAAGCAGAAAACAUAAUUAACUCAUUGAAGUUUGCGAGUUACGUUGAGAAUAACUUGUGUGACCUCAAAGAGGGCAUUCCUGACCAUGAAUACGAUGCGACUGUUGACGAAAUUGCUGAUUUGACCGGCAUGCCAGAAAAACUCAAAAAGAUAAUCAAGCGAGCGAGAAAUUUGACCGGUGGAAAUAUUCUCGCUGUCAAUAAGCUGGGGUUCAAGGCCGACGAUGGUAGCCUAGUCUUUGGUCGAGUAGCCGUCAUCCGUCGAGGGAAAGUUCUAGACAUGGCAUACUCACUUCACUCGGUGGAAUAUGAGCUCAUCUCAAAACAUGACAACGCAGAAAAUUUUCAGCAAUUCUCGGAAAGCCUUAACAACGAGAAUGAUGACGAAGCGAAAGGAAACUCCAAGAAGGGAAUUUCCAUGGACCUGAGAAACGACUUCACGGCGUUCUUCCAUAAGCAGGCCAUCGACGGAUUUGUGAAGCAUUGCGAUUAUGUUUUGAAAACCAUGAACCAC
Messenger RNA from Pocillopora meandrina, 591 nucleotides. The record is from the annotation of a GenBank genome assembly. NCBI's taxonomy places the organism in Eukaryota, Metazoa, Cnidaria, Anthozoa, Scleractinia, Pocilloporidae.